Vombatus ursinus (common wombat) is the source of this 6099-nucleotide messenger RNA. RefSeq names its product activating transcription factor 7 (gene ATF7). The record is from RefSeq and is a predicted model, not a curated record. Gene Ontology annotation, molecular function: cAMP response element binding; DNA-binding transcription factor activity, RNA polymerase II-specific. The transcript has 12 exons. The coding region runs from base 125 to 1576 and encodes 483 amino acids. Lineage: Eukaryota; Metazoa; Chordata; Mammalia; Diprotodontia; Vombatidae. Gene Ontology annotation, biological process: regulation of transcription by RNA polymerase II.
GCCAGGCCGAACGGGAGUAAAGUGUCUGCUCCGCUGAGGUGGGAGAAGAGCCCAGAGCGAGAACGCGGGCACUGAGCGCGGUAGGUGGCGGAGCUACCGGCAGCUCCGCUCAGCUAUAUGAAAUAUGGGAGACGACAGACCGUUUGUGUGCAAUGCCCCGGGCUGUGGACAGAGAUUUACAAACGAGGACCACCUGGCGGUUCAUAAACACAAGCAUGAGAUGACAUUGAAAUUUGGCCCAGCCCGGACAGACUCAGUCAUCAUUGCAGAUCAGACCCCUACCCCUACCCGAUUCUUGAAGAAUUGUGAAGAGGUGGGGCUCUUCAAUGAACUAGCCAGCUCCUUUGAGCAUGAGUUCAAGAAAGCUGCAGAUGAUGAUGAGAAAAAGCAGGCUGCUGGGCCCUUGGACAUGUCCCUGCCCUCCACACCAGACAUCAGAAUCAAAGAGGAAGAACCAGUGGAGGUAGACUCAUCCCCCCCUGACAGCCCCGUCUCCAGUCCCCACUCCCCACCAGUAAAGAAGGAAGUCACCUCCAAGCCCGCUGUAAUCUCCACCCCUACGCCCACCAUUGUUCGACCAGGAUCUCUGCCUCUCCAUCUGGGCUAUGAUCCACUUCAUCCAACCCUCCCCUCCCCAACCUCUGUCAUCACACAGGCACCACCUUCCAACAGGCAGCUGGGGUCCCCCACUGGCUCCCUCCCUCUCGUCAUGCACCUAGCUAAUGGACAGACCAUGCCUGUGCUGCCAGGGCCUCCAGUACAGAUGCCUUCUGUUAUAUCGCUCGCCAGACCCAUCUCUAUGGUCCCCAACAUUCCUGGUAUCCCUGGUCCACCAGUCAACAGCAGUGGUUCAGUCUCUCCCUCUGGCCUGCCCAUGCCUUCAGAAGCCAAGAUGAGACUAAAAGCUACUCUGACCCAUCAGGUCUCUUCCAUCAAUGGCGGCUGCGGAAUGGUGGUGGGCACUGCCAGCACGAUGGUGACAGCUCGCCCAGAGCAGAGCCAGAUACUCACCCAGCACCCUGAUGCCCCAUCCCCUGCUCAGCCACAGGUCUCCCCAGCACAACCCACCCCUAGCACUGGGGGGCGUAGGCGGCGCACGGUGGAUGAGGAUCCUGACGAGCGGCGACAGCGUUUCCUAGAACGCAACCGUGCAGCAGCCUCUCGGUGCCGGCAGAAGCGCAAACUCUGGGUGUCGUCAUUGGAGAAGAAGGCAGAGGAACUCACGUCCCAGAACAUCCAGCUAAGUAAUGAAGUCACAUUACUGCGCAAUGAGGUAGCCCAGUUGAAACAGCUGCUGUUAGCACACAAAGACUGCCCAGUCACUGCACUACAGAAGAAGACCCAAGGAUACCUUGCAGAAAGCCCCAAGGAGAGCUCAGAGCCCACGGGUUCCCCAGCCCCAGUGAUCCAGCACAGCUCAGCAACAGCUGCUAGCAAUGGCCUCAGUGUCCGCUCUGCCGCCGAAGCCGUUGCCACGUCAGUCCUCACUCAGAUGGCCAGCCAAAGGACAGAACUGAACAUGCCCAUACAGUCGCAUGUGAUCAUGACCCCACAGUCGCAGUCUGCGGGCAGAUGAUGCCUCCUCCAGUGGAGAGGUCCUUGGCCAGAGCUCGCCCACCCAAAAGCUGAGAGAGACAUCAUACCUUCUCCUCCCACCUGCCUUGCACAUGGGAUGGCAGGGGGGGAAAUUGUGUUUUAAGUGAGUAAAGGACAGUUAUGGAGUUACUCUGUUCAUCAACAUGGGUCGUACACAUCUGACCCGUGUACUCUGAGGGGCUUCCAGCCCCAAAGCAUCAGAUCACUCCCACCUAACACCCCAAGGUGAUUUCUCAUCCCCCUAUUGCAAAAGGACUUCCUCAGUGGUGGAAAUAACACCUCUCCAAGCCCCUGUAGUGUCCACAUGCCCACCUGUUUAACACUAACAUAUCUGCCACCGGAUUGGGAGAGUUUUUCUCUUCUCUUCUCUUCCCUUCUACCAAACUAUAGCAGUCACCUUUUCAAGCCUAAGCAGCAUGCUAACAUCAGACUGCCAGAAGAACAAAGGGAGGGUCCAACUGGAGUGUGCUGUCCCAUCCAGCUCCCUUCAUGUGCCCAUGCCCUCUCUGGAUCAGCCUAGCUUGGUCCCCAAAAGCCACCAGCAUUGUCCUCCCACCACCACCAGUUCAGAUAGUUCUCUAUUAAGAAUCUUGGGUUGCCCAAAUGGGCUUUCCUUUUCAUCUCCCCACUAAGCCUUGGCAACCUCGUUUUGUGGCCUUAAAUUGUUAGCUUUGCCUUGCAGGGGGAAGGGAGAGGAUUCCAGAGCUGACUUCUUGUUUUCCCCCCAUACCUCAGCUCAUAUUGUUGGGAUAUGAUGGAGCCAUAUAUGUCUACAGAAAAUGCAAUUUAAAAUUUGUUCCACAAAGUCCUUAAGAUACUAGCUUCUCUACCUUUUGCAGCAGUUAACUGGCCAAAGUGCACGUGCAUGUCUGUAUCUCUGCUGAUUUCUCCCCCUCUCACUUUCUUCCUGUCCACACUAUUUUCUCUAGCUCUCCUUCCAUAAGUCUGCAGACAAAAGCAGCCCAACGCCAAGGUUGGUCGGUAUGUUUACAGAAACCUGUGUUUCCUAAAUUGUUUCUUAGUCCUUCCCCUUCUUUCAGCUUCACAUGUCCAGCUAAAUCUUUAACUCUGAAAUACCCAUCCUACUCAGCUUCUUCCUUCUCACUUCACCGCUGCCUUCCCUUAUCAGGGGCCCAGAGUCCCAGGGCUCCUUUGGCCUGAGAGGCCGGGGCAUGAUAUGGGUUUUCUUGGGUACAAUGGAAUGUUGUCUCAGGUGGGUACUUGGCUACUUAGGAAACCUCAGUCUUUCACGGGUAGGGUUAGAUUGCAAGGAGGAAUCCUCUCCCUACUCCCAGCCUCUUAUGUGACUUCUGGUCUUCCCUGAACUAACUAUGCAAUAUUGUCACAGGGCUAAAGGUGGCCAUCCAUGGGGAAGCCCUCCAGCUGCUGCUGUCUCCCUGAGUCACCAGAGCCCCCUGCCCCUCUCGCCCUCUGGAAGAUGGGCUUAACUCCCGAAACAGCUGCCAUGGAGAGUUAGGGUAACAUUUUUCACUCCUUUCUCCCCAGAUUACACAUAAGCCAGGUCUCAAUUCAGGGGCUGCAAUGUGCCCUUUUUUGAACUUACCCAGAUGUUUUUCAGGCCCAAAGCUGAGAAGGCCAACACAUGGUAUGGAGUCAAUUUUCUCUUCCUCCUGGGGUCAAGGACCCUACAAAGUCCCUUCGAUGACUCAGAAAGCUGCAGGUGUCACAGUUGCAGCCAGGAGAUCAGUCAUAGCCUCCGGCUCCGCAUCUCUGCCGGCUUGGCCUUCUUCAGAUACUCAAAGUCAUAGCUCAUUUUCAGCAUCCCUUUGGCAAGUACUUUAGUGCUCUUUUUCCUACCUUGGAAUUCUCUGUUUUGUUUUUCUUUUUUUAGCUUAGCACUGACAGCCAUGCUGUGAAGCCUGGCUGUCUUUAUGGCUCCUAAGGAGCUCCACAGACCCUGUCUGGUUCCCCACAUCAAAUGCUUUUAAAAUUGAGGAUCUUCCCAAGAUCAGGUGUCUCUGUUCUGUAGUGCUGGCACCUCAUUUUACCAAAGAAGAGGGUGUGGCUCCUGCCCUUCUGUCUCCAUCUUGGAGGUUGGUUUGGGAGUAUAUUAUUGACCCCCUUUAACUCCCCUUCCCCCAGGCCCAACCCCAAAUCCUGGUGUGCCUAUACUCUAUAGCUCAAGAAAAGCAUAUGCAGAGUAGAGAACAUCACAACUGUCUGCACCACUCGGGUUCUUUUUCUCCUUUUCUCACCCUCCUCCCAGAACCCACAGAGUGCCCCUCCACACAAGAGCCCCAAGAAUGGGAAUAGGAGAGGCAGCAGCUCUGACAGGACCAGAGUUGGUGAACACCUCAGCUGCAUUAGAAAGCAAGACCAGCUGCUUACGCUAAAGUUUUCCUUUUAGCCUGCUGCGGCUUCACUUGGCUUGUUGCGACCACUGUCAUCAUCUUGCCAAGGGGAGCCUGAGAUUGCCCCCAGGGUUCCAUGACCAUCAGGGAGAGGACGCCCAGACCCUGAGACCUGAGACAGUAGUUCUUAGCAGCUGUCCCAGAGAAGGGGCAGACGUCCCUAGCAGAAUAGCUGUAUGGAGGACAAGCCCCCACUUACCAAGCAUAGCUCCUUAAAAACCACAGAGAGAAAGUGCCGAGCCAUGGUGCCGCAACUCCCAAAGAUACAACCUUCCUCUCCCCGUGAAAGGAGAUUUUAUUUGGAGGAAGAGAAGAGGCUUGGAGAGUUUCUCCCACCAGAAGAAGAAUUAGGAAUGCCCUAGACACCCUGUCCCUUGACUGUCAUAUUGACAAUUCGAGUCUUAAGACUUGCAGCAGGAAUGGCAUCUGAUUGUCUCCACUCUGCCUCAUCUUCUGCCUGAUUUGUGUCCCCAAAGAUCACCUAACCACUAGGCUGUACCGUGGAGUGGGGUGGUGCCAGCUUCUCCAGCCCGCUCCUAUCCUGUUCCUCAUGAGCUCUCCCUCUUGGUUCCUCCUGUCAGCAUUCACUACCAGCCAUCUCAAUGCCUCCCUACCCAAGGAGGGAACCCUUCCUCCCUCUACCCCAUCCCAGCUCUCCAGACAGACAGACAUCAGUUCCCUACUUCCACCCAUACUGAAUUCUUCUGGGGCAUCAGAGUCCUAUUCCUCCCAGCUCGACAAUGAGAGAUUCUUUUAAAACCCCUAAGACACAGGCCCUGCCGGGGAGCAACCUUAUUUGGGUUUGCUCUAACCCCCCACUCCAACCUUGCAAUGAUUUUCUAUUAAUAUUGUACAUUGUAUACACCGAAUGGAAAUAGUAUCUUUGUUUUUUAACCUCAUAACCUGACUGUUUAGAAUUCAGUCUUCUGUAUUGCGUACAUAUGCCUUUGUUGAUGUGCUUCCUGCUUUCUUUGGACUUCUUUUGUGUCCAAGAAAAUGUGAGGGAACUGGAUGGGAAGCUGGAGAAAACUGCCCCACCCCAGGCCAGACCAGGGCUGGUUUCUUUUUUCUUUUUGGGGGGUUUUUGUUUUUAUUUUUGAGAUACUCUUCUCCAGCUUUUCUUCCUCUCUUCUCCCCCCUCCCCCAAACAAACUAGGAAGUUCAGUCCCCAUGUCUACCUUGAGUCGAUCUGUCAUUCAGGCUUUUUGUUGACGAUCCUGGCCCCAAAGUGGUGGAGAGGUGCUCACCACAGAUUUGGGGAACAGGGGGCUGGAGAGGGGGGAAGCAGGGAAGGGUGGCCUGGUGCCUCAUCAGUCACUUGCUAUGAAAGAAUACACUUUAAAGCGAUGGUGAGAGAAGUGGCCAGGAACAUGAUACUUGGCAUUCCCAUAAGGGAAGUUUUACUCCUUUUUUGGUUUGUGUUAAAUCCUAGUGGUGGUUUCUCAGCCCCUACCACUGUGACAUUUUCACUCCGAAAGAAAAAUCUUAAGGUAGAAGGUGGUUUGGGAAGAUUGGUCUGUCCUCCCCCAUCUCUAGCCCUUCCCCCAGUAGUGUUUAGUUAGGACCAGGUGUGCUAUCCUGUAUCUCCCCAGAACACAGAAAACAGCCUUUCAGUCUGGGGGCAAGGUAGAAAGUAGGGGAGCUUUAGUGCCUGCCAUGAAGGAAAGAAAUUGCAAUGUCAUGAUGGUGGAUCUCUCUAAAAGGAAACACUGCGUAUCUAAAAACUAUCUCCAUACAUCUGUAUAUCCUUGACAUGUAACCAUAUCUUCCCAUCUAACCCCCUCUCCCUAGACAGGGGGCUCUUCUCUGUUUCCAGGUUUCCCCUACCCUCAAAAGUGAGCUGCCAGGGGAGCGGGUUGUGCUGCCAGCUAUUUUAUUACCAAGAGAUUUCUUCUUCCAUUUUCCCUCCCCUCCGCUCCCUAAAUCCGCAUGACAGAAAUACCCUGUGAGCAGGCUCUCACAAACUCCCAGGAAGGGGACGGGGCAAGGACUUCACUCUGCUCUUCCCAAGUUUCCUCUCCUUUGCCUCCUAGCUGUUUCCUCCUAGCCAUUAUCCCUCCCCCUCCUUCCCCCACAUAUAUUGUGCCUUAUUUAAUGCUGCAAAUAUAACAUUAAACUAUUAACAAGAGAA